GUGAACCCCGCGCCCGGGGCCGCGCACGCCCCCUCCGCCAGCCGGGACCUCGGGCCGCGCGCACCGGCGCCCCCUCCCUGCCCGGCAAGAGCGCGCGCUGACUCCCGCUCUCGCUCCCGCUCCCGCUGGCAGCGGCGGCGACGGCGGGGAUUGUUUUUGUUGUCGCUGAGGCCGGAAGAACUGCGAGAGCCGGGUCCCUGUCCCCGGGCCGGGCGCCGCCGCCGCCCCCUACCCUGCGCCCGCGUCUCCGCGGCGCCGCUCCAGCGCCAAUAUUCCGGAGAUCAAGCGUUACGCGGCGGCGGCGGCGGCGGCGGCGGCGGCGGCGGGGCCCGGAGCGGGAGGCGCCGGGGACCGGGACGAGGCGGCCCCCGCCGCCGCCAUGGAGGCUCUGGGACCCGGACCUCCAGCCAGCCUCUUCCAGCCGCCUCGCCGUCCUGGUCUUGGAACUGUUGGAAAACCAAUUCGACUGUUAGCCAAUCAUUUUCAGGUUCAGAUCCCUAAAAUAGAUGUGUAUCACUAUGAUGUGGAUAUUAAACCAGAAAAACGGCCUCGUAGAGUCAACAGGGAGGUAGUAGACACAAUGGUGCGGCACUUCAAGAUGCAAAUAUUUGGUGAUCGGCAGCCUGGGUAUGAUGGCAAAAGAAACAUGUACACUGCACACCCACUGCCAAUUGGACGGGAUAGGGUUGACAUGGAGGUAACCCUUCCAGGCGAGGGUAAAGACCAAACCUUCAAAGUAUCUGUUCAAUGGGUAUCAGUUGUAAGUCUUCAGUUGCUUUUAGAAGCUUUAGCUGGGCACUUGAAUGAAGUCCCAGAUGAUUCAGUACAAGCACUUGAUGUUAUCACAAGGCAUCUUCCCUCUAUGAGGUAUACUCCGGUGGGCCGUUCUUUUUUCUCACCUCCUGAAAGUUACUACCACCCUCUGGGAGGGGGCAGAGAAGUUUGGGUUGGCUUCAUCAGUCCGUGAGACCUGCUAUGUGGAACAUGAUGCUCAAUAUUGAUGUAUCUGCAACUGCUUUCUACCGGGCUCAGCCUAUCAUUGAGUUCAUGUGUGAGGUUUUAGACAUUCAGAACAUUAAUGAACAGACCAAACCUCUAACCGACUCCCAGCGUGUCAAGUUUACCAAAGAAAUC
Molecule: messenger RNA, 1134 nt
Organism: Castor canadensis (American beaver)
Lineage: Eukaryota; Metazoa; Chordata; Mammalia; Rodentia; Castoridae
Source: RefSeq, a predicted model, not a curated record